Molecule: messenger RNA, 4398 nt
Organism: Oryza sativa Japonica Group (Japanese rice)
Lineage: Eukaryota; Viridiplantae; Streptophyta; Magnoliopsida; Poales; Poaceae
Product: calcium-transporting ATPase 5, plasma membrane-type-like
Biological process (GO): calcium ion transmembrane transport
Cellular component (GO): plasma membrane; intracellular membrane-bounded organelle
Molecular function (GO): ATP binding; P-type calcium transporter activity; calmodulin binding
Source: RefSeq, a predicted model, not a curated record
GUCGUCCGACCGCGACACCAUUCAUCACACAAGUCACGGUCUCGAACUCGACUCGGCCGCGACGUCGACGACGAGUUCACCACUAGCCCACCACCACCACGACUACACUCUCCCGGCUCCGAGACCCGCCGGAAAAUCCCCCGGCGAACUGCGGCGCGAUUCCUCUCCGAGUUAAAGCAAAAAAAAGCGGAAGCCGAAGCGCCCCCGCCUCCGCGUCGUCUGCGUGAAGCACUCCCCCUCUUCAAGCGGGAAAAGCGGGGGAGGGAAGCAACGCGGAAAUUAAAGAGCAGAGCAGAGCAGAGCCCUGAGCCCUCGAUUCGCUUCGUUUCCUCCGCCGCACGCCUCCUCCUCCCCCACCCCCUCCCCCCACUCCGACUCCGCCGCCGCCGCCGCCGCCGCCGCCUCCGGCUCCGGCUACAGCUCGCCGCCCCCCAGAUCGGGGGCGGCCGCCGCCUGGUGGUGUCCGUGUCAUCUCUCCUGAGGAAUCAUGCCGGUGGGAGUGCAGGCGCCCGAGGCGUCGCCGGGGAGGUACCAUCGGCGGCGGGACGACGACGAUGGCAACGGCAACGACUGCAGCGACGUGCUCGGCGUCGACGUGCUGGACGAGGGGGCCGACCCCUUCGACAUCCCCGCCAAGCGCGCCUCCGUCGAGCGGCUUCGCCGGUGGAGGCAAGCUGCUCUUGUGCUCAAUGCCUCUCGGCGAUUCAGAUAUACUCUUGAUCUGAAGAAAGAGGAGGAAAAGGAACAAAUAAGGAGGAAAAUUAGGGCUCAUGCUCAAGUCAUCCGGGCCGCAUUACUUUUCAAGGAAGCUGGACAAAAGCAUGAUGUUGAUAGGGAAUUACCAGAAAUUCUCCCUCGCGGGUUCGGAAUUGGAGAGGAGCAGCUUACAGCUAUGACAAGGGAUCAUGAUUAUUCUUCUCUGCACGGAUAUGGAGGGGUUAAAGGACUCGCAAAUUUACUGAAAACAAACACGGAGAAGGGAGUCCAUGGAGAUGAGGUAGAUUUGGCAUGCAGGGCAAAUGCUUUUGGGGCUAACAGAUACCCUCGCAAAAAGGGGAGAAGUUUUUUGGUUUUCCUCUGGGAAGCUUGCCAAGACUUGACACUAGUUAUCCUUAUCAUAGCGGCUGUAAUUUCUCUGGUAUUGGGCAUUGCAACAGAGGGCAUCAAAGAAGGAUGGUACGACGGUGCAAGCAUUGCAUUUGCGGUCUUUCUUGUCAUACUUGUUACUGCUGUGAGUGACUACAAACAGUCCCUUCAGUUCCAGCACCUUAAUGAAGAGAAGCAAAAUAUACAAGUGGAGGUUAUUAGAGGUGGUAGAAGGAUUGAAGUGUCAAUAUUUGAUAUUGUAGUUGGUGAUGUAGUGGCUCUAAAAAUUGGUGACCAGGUCCCGGCUGAUGGUGUUUUGGUUAGUGGUCAUUCUCUUGCCAUUGAUGAAUCCAGUAUGACUGGGGAAAGCAAGAUCGUUGUCAAGGACCAUAAAUCACCUUUCUUAAUGGGAGGAUGCAAAGUAGCUGAUGGUUAUGGUACCAUGUUGGUAACUGCAGUCGGUCUAAACACUGAGUGGGGCUUAUUGAUGGCCAGCAUCUCAGAAGACAACAAUGAAGAAACUCCACUACAGGUACGGUUGAAUGGAGUGGCAACUUUCAUAGGUAUUGUGGGGCUUUCUGUUGCUGCAAUGGUUCUCAUAGUCCUUGUUGCAAGAUAUUUUACAGGGCAUACUACAAAUCCAGAUGGCUCUAUUCAAUUUGUUAAGGGGCAAACAAGUGUGAAAUCUACAAUUUUUGGGACAAUAAAGAUACUAACUAUCGCGGUGACUAUUGUUGUCGUUGCUGUACCUGAGGGACUACCACUUGCCGUAACUCUAACGCUGGCCUAUUCGAUGCAAAAAAUGAUGGCAGACAAAGCUCUGGUGCGGAGGCUUUCAGCUUGUGAAACAAUGGGUUCAGCUACAACCAUUUGUAGUGACAAGACUGGUACACUAACACUCAAUCAGAUGACCGUUGUCCGAUCUGUUGUUGGGGGGAUAAAGCUGAAAUCUCCAGCUGAUAUUGAGAAUUUGUCGCCUGUUGUUUCCUCUCUUAUACUUGAAGGAAUCGCACAGAAUUCUUCAGGCAGCGUUUUUGAGCCAGAGGAUGGUAGUCCUAUUGAGAUAACAGGCUCACCAACUGAAAAGGCUAUUCUUUCUUGGGGUGUUGAGCUUCAUAUGAAAUUUGCGGAGGAGAAAUCAAAAUCUUCUAUUAUUCAUGUCUCCCCAUUCAACUCAGAAAAGAAACGUGCCGGUGUUGCAGUGAUUGUGGAUGAUUCAGAUAUUCAUGUGCACUGGAAAGGGGCUGCUGAAAUUGUUCUUGCCUUAUGUACAAAUUGGCUUGAUGUAAAUGGCAUUAGUCAUGAAAUGACACCUGAUAAGGCUAAUCAGUUCAAGAAAUACAUAGAGGAGAUGGCCGAGGAAAGUCUUCGAUGUGUUGCUUUUGCUUAUAGAAAUCUUGAUCUGAAUUAUGUUCCAAAUGAGGAAGAAAGAAUCAACUGGGAAUUACCAGAUAAUGAACUGGCUCUCAUUGGAAUCGUAGGGAUGAAGGACCCCUGUCGCCCUGGGGUAAGAAAUGCUGUAGAUCUGUGCAAAAAUGCUGGUGUAAAGGUACGAAUGGUAACUGGAGAUAACCUACAAACGGCCAGAGCAAUAGCACUUGAGUGUGGAAUACUCACGGACUCCCAGGCAUCUCAACCAGUUAUAAUAGAGGGAAAAGUUUUCCGGGCAUACAGUGACGCUGAAAGGGAGGCAGUUGCUGAUCAGAUUAGUGUCAUGGGAAGAUCUUCUCCAAGUGACAAACUUCUCCUAGUAAAAGCACUGAAAAAGAAAGGCAAUGUUGUUGCUGUUACUGGAGAUGGAACGAAUGAUGCUCCUGCAUUGCAUGAGGCAGACAUUGGUCUUGCUAUGGGUAUCCAAGGAACAGAAGUAGCUAAAGAAAGCUCAGAUAUAAUUAUUCUGGAUGACAAUUUUGCUUCAGUUGUAAAGGUGGUCCGCUGGGGUCGUUCGGUUUAUGCAAAUAUCCAAAAGUUUAUUCAAUUCCAGCUUACUGUAAAUGUUGCGGCUCUUAUAAUCAAUGUGGUUGCUGCUAUUUCUUCAGGAAAUGUUCCUCUAAACGCCGUUCAGCUUCUUUGGGUCAAUCUCAUUAUGGACACACUUGGUGCACUUGCAUUGGCUACUGAACCACCAACAGACCAACUUAUGAAGCGGCCACCUGUUGGACGGAAAGAACCACUUGUGACUAACAUUAUGUGGAGAAACUUGUUCAUUCAGGCUGUCUUUCAAGUUACUGUUCUUCUGACACUCAACUUUAGAGGCCGGGAUCUUCUGCAUUUGACUCAAGAUACUCUUGAUCAUGCCAAUAAAGUGAAAAAUACAUUUAUAUUUAAUACAUUUGUGCUUUGUCAGGUGUUUAACGAGUUCAAUUCUCGUAAACCAUAUGAACUGAAUAUAUUUGAUGGGGUUUCAAGAAACCAUCUUUUUUUGGCUGUAGUGAGCAUAACUGUCGUGCUGCAGGUAAUAAUCAUUGAGUUUCUUGGGAAAUUUACAUCAACUGUGAGACUCAGUUGGAAGCUUUGGCUUGUUUCUGUUGGUAUUGGUUUUGUGAGUUGGCCCCUGGCUUUUGCUGGAAAGUUCAUACCGGUUCCCCGAACUGAAUUGAAAACUUACAUCUCAAGGUGUUUACCGGGAAAGAAAGAUAACGAAGGAUCAACUCCACCUCCACCUCCACCUCCACCUGUGUGAUUGUGCAUGUCCAAGUGACCAAAAUUAUCAGCUCUGAAAUUAGUGGUGGUGCACAUAGAUGCUUGUAUAAUUUUGAAGGUUGACUUCUAACCAUGCUACCUCUUAGGCUGACUGUAUACUGAGGUUGAAGCCAAUCCGACAGAUGUUUCAUCCUCUCUUACUCAUGAAUUGGGCCUGACGCCGAUGUAAACAAAGAUUAGGAACUUAGACAUACACUUCACUAGUUGGCUAGGGAUGAGUGUGGGCUGACCCGUGGAUACUCUUUUACCCACACUAGUUCAACUAAAUGAACUAAAUUUCACUUUUAGAAUCACAAAAAAUGAAAUGUAGUUCGUUUAUUUGGACUAGAGUGGGUCAAUUAGUACCUAUGGGUUGGCCCGUGGCCAGUCUUGGCCGCAUUCAUGCAUCAUAGUACGCUACUGAGCACAUCUUCUUUCAAAGUAUUACACGGAGAUGUCUAAAAAUUUGAGCUAAAUGACUGGGAGGUUUAUUAGUGUUACUGCUUUUGAUUUUUGAGAGCUGCUCAUAUUUUUCAGGAUCAACAUACAUUUUGUACUUGAAUGCUGUACUUUUAUUUAGGUAUGUUCUGGCGCAAAUUAUAUAAUCCUUUAUAGGCCUGUUUUGACUUU